Messenger RNA from Striga hermonthica, 330 nucleotides. Lineage: Eukaryota; Viridiplantae; Streptophyta; Magnoliopsida; Lamiales; Orobanchaceae. The record is from the annotation of a GenBank genome assembly.
AUGCCUAGCCCUAGAAUUUGGGGCUUCCUCCUCCUCGCCUCCGUCCUUGCCUCCGCCACCUCCGCCACGGUCCACCACGACACCCCAAGGGAAAAGCUCAAGCGCCGCGGCGCCUCCGGCGCCGCCGCUCACCCGCCCGCACCGUUCGUCCCGUCGUACAACCUCGAGCAGCAGGAAUAUCUCACCGCGCACAACGAUUUCCGCCUCCGCGCCGGCGUGCCUCCGCUCUCCUGGGACCCGGGGGUUUACGUGGUGUGCAACUACGACCCGGCCGGUUUGAUACCUGGAGUUAACCCGUUCACCGGUUCGAAGAAUCACAGUGCCCAGUAA